Molecule: messenger RNA, 1682 nt
Organism: Belonocnema kinseyi
Lineage: Eukaryota; Metazoa; Arthropoda; Insecta; Hymenoptera; Cynipidae
Product: neuropeptide CCHamide-1 receptor
Exons: 5
Coding region: 690-1682 (330 amino acids)
Biological process (GO): G protein-coupled receptor signaling pathway
Cellular component (GO): membrane
Molecular function (GO): G protein-coupled peptide receptor activity
Source: RefSeq, a predicted model, not a curated record
CCUCACAGUUCCAUAAACACUCUCCAGUUCGCAAAGUUUAUCUUCAGCAGAGCUAACGCUCUGAAACUCCUGAAUCCCGAAUGCUGAAGAUUUAAUUACGAUAGAAGCAGUAAAGAAGCACCUCAUCCAAUUGAAUUACGGUUUCGAAUAGAAAUACACAGAACAAACAUUAUUUAAAAAAUUAAAAAGAAAAUAUUAAGUUGGAAAAUUGUUCUUCUCUGAAACUAAUAUGGCCUAAUUCACCAUAGAAAUAUAACCAAGCAUGAGUGGCUGCAAAGGGAUGAGCAAAAUGUACUCGAAUAAAAUGUUUCGAAUGAAAUAGUGCUUCAUCAAAUCAUUAUAAUCUUCUUGACAAAAUUUCAAGUUUAUUUCGAGUUAUAACUUGAAUGAUCAUUUAAUCCUUGCAACUCUUUUGAUUCUGACGUUUUUCCCCCUGAAUUAGCAUCUUUUCCUAAUAUAAUCGAUGGAAAUUUAACUAUAUCAAACUAGUUUCUAAAAUAAAAAUGUUGAAUGUAAUGUCAAAACUUGUUUUGCUUAGAAGUAGAUAACAAGCAAUUCUCUUGUUAUGGAAAUUCAUAAGUAGGAUAUAAAAAAUAUGAUCAUUAGAAUAUAACGACCAUUCCUAAAGCGAGGAACAUAAGAUUCCUGUUGGGAAGAUAUUCAAGGUGUUCUAAAAAAUACUGGUAAAAAUGGAGAACAUAACAAUGGCCUUCAAUUGCACCCUCGAUGAAGAUAAUUGCACAGAAGAGGCUUACAUGCCUUAUAGUGCCAGACCAGAGACUUACAUUUUACCGGCCGUCUUCUCGUUCAUUCUUAUCAUCGGUGUCACCGGAAAUGGGAUCUUGGUACUUACAAUUCUACGCCAUGCAAAUAUGAGAAAUGUUCCUAACACCUACGUUCUCUCUCUGGCAUUGGGCGACAUGUUGGUCAUUGUAACAUGUGUGCCAUUCACCAUUACCGUCUACGUCUUGGACUCUUGGCCAUUUGGGCUUCUACUUUGCAAAGUUUCAGAAUGUGCAAAAGACGUAUCCAUAGGAGUUUCAGUAUUCACUCUCACGGCACUAUCGGCUGAUAGGUUUUUUGCUAUCGUUGAUCCCAUGAGAAAACUUCACACUGCUGGAACUGGAAGACGAGCUACGAGAUUUACAUCUUGCAUAGCAGCCCUUAUUUGGUGUCUAGCAGCGAUUUGUGCUCUACCAGCAACUUUUUCUUAUAUAAGAUUUUUUCGGGUCAACAAAGACGUAACUUUCAAGACUUGCUAUCCAUUUCCAGAGGAAUUUGGACCAAAUUAUCCCAAGAUAGUAUUACUCUGCAGGUUCAUCGUUUAUUACUUUCUUCCUCUAACCAUCAUCGGGGUGUUUUACCUUUCGAUGGCCAGUCAUUUGGUACAAAGCACUCGUAACAUACCUGGUGAAAUGCAAGGCCAAGUGAAGCAAAUAAAAGCGAGGAAAAAGGUUGCUAAGAUGGUAUUGGCAUUCGUCAUUAUUUUUGCAAUUUGCUUCUUACCUCAACAUGUUUUCAUGUUGUGGUUUUAUAAUUAUCCAGAUGCCCAGAAAGACUACAAUUCUUUUUGGCACCUUUUUCGUAUAGUGGGAUUUUGCUUGGCCUUCGCAAACAGCUGCAUCAACCCCAUUGCACUUUACUUAGUUAGUGGCUCCUUCAGAAAGUACUUCAAAAGGUAA